Molecule: messenger RNA, 891 nt
Organism: Iphiclides podalirius (scarce swallowtail)
Lineage: Eukaryota; Metazoa; Arthropoda; Insecta; Lepidoptera; Papilionidae
Source: the annotation of a GenBank genome assembly
AUGACUGCCUUAAACGAGACCCAGAUCCUUGAAGUAUGCGGUGCCAACUUCUUGCCAAGUACCCACGCGCGCAAAGCCUUACAACCACAGUCGCCCGAGAAGAUACAAAUGCUAGUUGGUAUAUUUUUGGCUUGCAUGGCAGCGGCAUCACUAAUAGUUGCAAUUGGUGUUGACUCCAUGAAAAGAUAUGACAACGAACACAACCGGUCAGGGCUGAGUCCUUCAGCCAUGACGCUCCUUGCUGCCACUUUAAAGCUGCAAAUGGAUCCCAACCAGCUGAUGCUUAUCGUCAUCAACGUCUUCAUAGGCCUGCAGCAGGCGUUCUUCGGUGCCGAUUUUACAGCUGCAUUCGUUUCUUGUGUCAUCGGUACUGGCAAUAUUGGAUUCGUUAUGAUAACCUUCGGUAUAGCGAACGCGGUCGGCUGCAUCGUUACUGGGUACAUAUCAAAGGUGGGCAAAUAUACAGAACCGGGCAGGGUCCUUGCGGUAACUGGUCGUUUUCCUCUGAUAUGCAUGGCAGUCAUAUUACAGGCGGGUCUGCUUGUAUCCAUACUAACCUGGAAGCCACAUCCAGGUGAUGCCUACCUACUAUACGUGAUCGCCGUGCUCUGGGGGCUCUGUGAUUCUGUCUGGAUCAUUCAGAUCAAUGCGUACUACGGCGUUUUAUUCCCUGGCAGAGAAGAAGCGGCAUUCUCCAGCUACAGACUCUGGGAGUCUUUUGGCUACAUCAUUGCAUACGUCAUGUCUCCAUACCUGAGGGCUGAGGCGAAGAUUUACCUGCUAAUUGCGAUGAUGACUGUUGGCACAACCUGCUAUUUCGUGGUAGAAUAUAUGGACAGAAGAAAGAAAAAGUUGCAAGAAAAAAAUUAUGCCGAACUUACAAAGGUCCAA